Molecule: messenger RNA, 2025 nt
Organism: Trypanosoma rangeli
Lineage: Eukaryota; Euglenozoa; Kinetoplastea; Trypanosomatida; Trypanosomatidae
Product: leishmanolysin
Exons: 1
Coding region: 1-2025 (674 amino acids)
Biological process (GO): proteolysis; cell adhesion
Cellular component (GO): cytoplasm; membrane
Molecular function (GO): metalloendopeptidase activity
Source: RefSeq, a predicted model, not a curated record
AUGUUCAAACGGAGGCAACACAGGCAGUUUCUUCAGGCGAUGUGCCAGCCACCCCGCAGCAUGCCGUUUCUAUCACUGACGAUGUUUUUGCUGCUGUUGUUGUGUUGGGCCGCUGGGUGUCUCGCCGUCGAUUCCACCCGGAAGCACCGCUGCGGGUUUGACGAGAUGAUGGGGAGGUGGCAGCCGGCGACUGCGGUGGUGCGUGACGUGCCGCGCAGAGGACAGGGCGAGAUGCAGGCGUACACCGUCGACGCACAGGGCGUGGAGAGUGAGUGGGCCCCGAUCCGCAUCAAAGUGUCUGCGGAGGACAUGAAGGAUCAGUGGAAGCACUGCCUCCCAGAAAGGCCUUGGCGCCUGGUCAAUGGCAGCAGGGUGAAAUGCACGGACGACAUGAUGUUGACGGAGGCGAAGAAAGACAUUGUUUUGAAGCAACUCCUCCCGGCCGCAAUUAAGCUGCACGCCGAGCGUCUCUCCGUGAGGCCUGUGGAGUACCCCAUCCCCAUACCAGAUUAUGGUAUAGGGCGGUGCAGCGAUUUCACCAUCCCUCCCUGGCACCACACGAUCGGCGUGAGCGGCGCCGACCUAAUUCUCUACGUUGACACUCUCGUGAGUGAGGGCACUAUUGCAUGGGCGAAUAUGUGCGUCUUUCUGAAGGACGGACGUACGUAUGCUGGCGUUGUGAACUUCAACCCCAAGUACAUAAAGGCCACUCAUGAAGCUGUUGGUACUGCAGCGCACGAGAUUGGGCACGCCCUUGGGUUUUCGUUCUAUCGCUUUAAGAAGCUCAAUAUGGUCUCCAGGGUCCCCAAUGUGCGAGGGAAGAAGGAGGUGUGGGUGGUUUCCUCACCGAAGGUGAAGGAGCUGGCGAGGAAGUACCACAAUUGCCCCACACUUGAGGGCAUGGAGCUGGAGGACGGGACUAGUCGGGGGGCAAGUCUGAGCCACUGGGAGGAACUCAGUGCACGGGACGAGUUGAUGAGCCCUGGGAGCCGGAUCGCUUAUUACUCGGCAUUCACGCUUGCUGCAUUUGAGGACAUGGGUGUGUACAAGGCUAACUACGACAUGGCGGAGCAGUUGCGGUGGGGCAACAACUCUGGCUGCGGGCUGCUGGAAAAUAGGUGCUUCACCAACGGCAGCACCGCCUACCCUGAGUUGUUCUGUAAACAGCCGUCGAAUAAACAAAGACUGCUCUGCACGUAUGAUCGUCUUUCUCUGGGGACGUGUAAGCUAAAAAAUCACUACCGUCGCCUUCCACCGCAGUUUCAGUACUUUGAUAACCCCAUACUUGGAGGUGAAUCGGGGUAUAUGGACUUUUGUCCGUUUGUUGUUGAGCGUGCGGCGUAUGAGUGUCUAAACGGUGGCCCUAAUAAGUUCCCUGGAAGUUUCAUUGGCUCGAGCUCACGGUGCGUAAAAGGGGAGGGGCUUCUUUUUGAUAACAAAGAGAUUGGCGAUGUGUGUGUGAACACGCAGUGCAGUGGGGGUAAUCUGAGGGUGCAGUUCCUUGGCGACGACACGUGGCACGACUGCAAUGAGGGUGAGACGGUUGCGCCGUCGGGGGGCGAAUGGAGCGGGGGGAGCAUCAGGUGCCCCAAAUAUGCCGACGUGUGCGCAGCCUUCCCCAACACCUGGGCCCUCCCAAUACCAGUCGUUGCCCCACCAUUGGCGGAGGAGUCAAACCCUGCAGACACAAAUGAUGAAUCAGGCGGCACUAAUCCUAAGCCCGAUGCCUCACCCUCAACGUAUCAAUCGCACAGUACCAGCGAGGAAAACAACCCAACCAGCAUGCGUGAUGAGCCCGAUGCCUCACCCUCAACGGAUCGGUCGCACAGCACCAGCGAGAAAAGCAACCCAACCAGCAUGCGUGGUGAGGUUACUCCGAACCCGUAUGGGAAAAGCAGCGUUGGAGGCAACGGGAAUCGCGGAGGGAAGGCAUUCGGACUCGGUGACACUUCAGUUGUUGCUGUUGGUCUCAGUUCCCUUGCGGUUCUCGCCGUGGCUGCCGCCGUGGUGAUGGCGCCUCUCUGA